Molecule: messenger RNA, 1074 nt
Organism: Melampsora larici-populina 98AG31
Lineage: Eukaryota; Fungi; Basidiomycota; Pucciniomycetes; Pucciniales; Melampsoraceae
Exons: 4
Coding region: 1-1074 (357 amino acids)
Biological process (GO): reciprocal meiotic recombination
Source: RefSeq, a predicted model, not a curated record
AUGACCAGUCUUGGUAAUGCAUCAUCAAAUCGUUCAUCGAAAGAAACUAUCACAUUUGAGAUUGUAAAAUAUUCUAGAGCUAGACCUCUUCUCACAAAUCUUGUAUCUAAAGAUAAGAACAAUUCUGGUCAAAUCGAUUGGACUCAUUUUAAUCAACCUCGACUAAGCUUGAACGCUGAUAUCAUCCAUACUGAUUUGGAGGAUUCAAAGAAAUCUGGUUUACCGAGACACACACGAAAGAUAUCACUUCAAAUCAUCUGGAAUAGUGAUCCUCAAUCUUCACAUACGUCUGAUCAUCCAAGUGUCUUUAACCUUGAACAAAUUGAUUUAAAUCAGAUUGUGGUUGAUUUUUCUAAUUCUAGAUUAGGUGAAAUGCCUUUAAAGGCAGUUUAUAAGGACUGUGUAGUGGGUUUAAGAUAUGCCAUCUCUCAUGAAGCAGGUGCUUUAAUUUACAAUCGAUUUCAACUUCGAUUUCAUAACCCAACCGAUUGUCUUGAUUUUGUUAGAGUCAUUGAAUUUAUUUGUCCUUGUAAACUGAGUCCACCUGAACAACAAUCAAGUCAACAAAGAGUCACCCAAACUCCUUUUGAUCAUCAUUCCAAGGAUACAUUUUCGUUACAAAGCUCUCUUUCUAUUCUUCCUAAUACAAAAUCAGCUGUUCCUCAUCAAGGUCCAAACUCAAGACUUCCAACGAUAUUCGAUAAAGUUAAACCGGACGAGUUUGAAGCUCAUGAGCGUUGUAUUGACUCAGAUCGACGUCCUAUCAAGUUUCAACGCUUAACGCUAGAAUCGGAUAAAGUCUUGGAAGAUCUUUCUCAUCGUCCGAGUCAAAGUUGCAAUCCUCAACUGAAACUCGCGGCUCCUUCACAACAUCCUGAUCAGCAACCUACUUAUGAAAAUCACAGCACGCAGCCGAUCGAUCUUAGUCUUCAACACAAAGCUGUUGCAUCUCCGGGUUUAGAGAGCUUGAUCAGUCUACCUGAUGAUCAGUUUAGGAAUUGCAUACAACAAAUCUUACACGAACCGGGUUUCCUUGAAUUGGCUACCCGAGUAGACAACCUAAUGCAGAGUUGA